AUGGAUACUACUAAUUUAAACAAAGAUCGAAGCAAUAACGCGGAACAGGCGGGCAUUGCAGAGCCCCCUUCGGGGAAUCUCAAUGCUGGCGCGGGGACUACGCUUGGGGCGGGGGUUGGGACCACAGGGGACCAAACCUCGCAACAAGUAGAUAGGGUUCAGCAACACUUGGGUAACCUUGCCCUUGAUGGCAAGGGACUAAGUGGGGCUGCAGUAAGGAGGAGAAGGCGGGAGCGAGCUCGGGACUCUCUGAGAACCGAAUCGCAUACUGCUGGCUCUUCUCAGAACACUUCUGGAGUGGGGGGGAGGGCGUCGGGGUCCGGGUCGAGGAAAAGACGGCAGGACUCAGAGGAGGCUUCCCCUAGCAAUAGAAUGCCGCCAAAGAAGAUAAGGGGCCCACAAGGGGGAACCUUAUCGUUUGCGGAGAUCACUAGAUCGUCAUUAGCCGGGGCGAUCGUCGCGGAAGGCUAUCCUAGGGUCCAGAUGACGUUGGCUAAUCUAGACCAAUUAAGGGUAGCAAUUCAUGAGGAGAUUGGGGGGGACGAAGUCGGACCCUAUCCUCAUUUUGGAGAGGUUCACCUCACUAGGGGAGCGAUCCUAGUAGAGUGCCUGGACUCAGAAUCUAGGGAAUGGCUAAAUAGCCGUAUACCUAGGUUCAGUCAGGCGUUAGAGGGUCUUGCCAUCAAAGUGGUGGAUCCGGCUGAGCUAAUCAAGCUGGUAAGGGUUGUGGCGUGGGUACCCGGUCCUAGGGUGAACCAGGCUUCAAUCCUUAAAAACCUCGGUAGACAAAAUACCGGGGUGGAUACAUCCGCGUGGAGGGUGUAUUCGGGAGGCGAGGGGAGAGCAGACCAAGCUUCGGCUGUGGGCUGGACUCUCGCGUUAGGAGUACCAAAGAGCGACAUUGAAGCUCUCCAAGCCCGGCAGUUGAAACUGUGUUUUGGGCUAGGUCAAAUCACUCUAAGAGUGGCGAGGCAAGGUACUGACACAGCUGCUGGGCAGGGUACUCAGUGA
Messenger RNA from Leptopilina heterotoma, 1011 nucleotides. RefSeq lists its product as uncharacterized. The record is from RefSeq and is a predicted model, not a curated record. The transcript has a single exon. NCBI's taxonomy places the organism in Eukaryota, Metazoa, Arthropoda, Insecta, Hymenoptera, Figitidae. The coding region runs from base 1 to 1011 and encodes 336 amino acids.